UGACCAUUUGAAAAACAAGUACCUCCUUUCUGAGUAAACUUAGUGGGGACGACAAGUAUAAAUACCCUACUCCAAAAGCUUACUUCUCAUUACAUAAUUCAUUUCGUGAAGAAUUUUUAUUUUAAUAAGUAAUUUGCUGACAGUUGGAAAACUAAUUCACUGAAUCAUGGAGCUUAAGCUUUUGUUAAUUCUUUUGGUGGCGAUUUAUGCUGUGCCUUUAGCUCAAGGAUGUUUUGGUGGUGGCAAAAAAGAUAAGGAUGAUACGAGUGCUGGAAAGGCUGAGGAGGUUGACGGACCAGUCGAUGAUGGACCCGUUGAUGACGGCCCAGUUGAUGACGGCCCAAGUGAUGACGCACCAGUUGAUGACGGCCCAAGUGAUGACGCACCAGUUGAUGAUGGCCCAGGUGAUGACGCACCAGUUGAUGAUGGCCCAGGUGAUGACGCACCAGUUGAUGAUGGCCCAGGUAAUGAAGGCCCAGGUAAUGACGGACCAGGAAAUGAUGAACCAGGAGAUGGCGGUCCAGGAGAUGAUGGACCAGGAAAUGGCGGCCCAGAAGAUGACGGACCACAGUGAGAGACAAAUUUAUUCGCCAGGAAUAAAAACCCGUAUUAGAAUUUUUUCCAAAACACCACGAUAUAUUAAUAAAUUUUAAUUACAUAUAAGUAUAAAUUUUAUUUUAUAAUAGUAAAUUCGAUUGCACAGUAAAAAAUAUUGUGUAUCUGUGUUAAAAACGGUCCGUGUUAUAAUUUUUGUGUUGAUUUUUUUGUGUCAAAUCAACACAAUUCUUUGUGUUACUUUAAAAUUUUUAAUCGAUUUACUCUUCAACACUUUAAAAGUGUUACUUAGUAUAAAAAUCGAUAUUAUCAACAUUUAUUAAGUGUUACUUUAACAUCAACACAAAAAAAGUGUUGAAAUUUUAACACAAAUUUUGUGUUGAAAUUAAACACCAAUAGUCUGUGUUGAAAAAUAACACAAAAAUUGUGUGGACCGUUUCUAACACACAGAUUGUGUUGAUUUCAACACAAUAUUUUUUACUGUGUGCAGAGAGAUUAAUGAGUUUAUUCAAAACCACACAAAUUUUGACUUUUGAUUUGAGUAAUUUUUCAUUCAAAUAAUACGAGAUAUUUUUCAGACAAUUUGUUAACAUGAAUAUUUAUAUUUUGUUAUAUUACAAAAUUGAUUAUUAAUUUGCUUAAAUACAAAAUUUUGAACCUG
Molecule: messenger RNA, 1216 nt
Organism: Microplitis mediator
Lineage: Eukaryota; Metazoa; Arthropoda; Insecta; Hymenoptera; Braconidae
Product: spidroin-2-like
Exons: 3
Coding region: 167-574 (135 amino acids)
Source: RefSeq, a predicted model, not a curated record